Phlebotomus argentipes is the source of this 1731-nucleotide messenger RNA. RefSeq names its product ubiquitin carboxyl-terminal hydrolase 14 (gene Usp14). The coding region runs from base 205 to 1692 and encodes 495 amino acids. NCBI's taxonomy places the organism in Eukaryota, Metazoa, Arthropoda, Insecta, Diptera, Psychodidae. The record is from RefSeq and is a predicted model, not a curated record. Gene Ontology annotation, biological process: protein deubiquitination; proteasome-mediated ubiquitin-dependent protein catabolic process; regulation of proteasomal protein catabolic process. The transcript is spliced from 2 exons. Gene Ontology annotation, molecular function: cysteine-type deubiquitinase activity; protein binding; proteasome binding.
UUUACAGUUGCUCUCGUUUGCGCUAGUAAAAAAGUUUGACGUUGCCAAGUGCGUAAAAACUUCAGUCUGCUUCCCAGUGUGAAGGUUGCAGAAGCGCAAGCCGCAGCAGAAUCGCCGAUUUACGCGAAAUAAACCAUUUCUUAAGUAAUAAUCGUGAAUAUUCGCUGUUCCUGAAUUGUGGUGCGUGUAUUUAUUGAGUAGAAAAUGCCAAAAUUUACAGUGAAGGUGAAAUGGGGCAAGGAACUGUAUCCGGACGUGCUGGUGGACACGGAUGAGGAGCCUCUGGUGUUUAAGGCGCAACUGUUCGCCCUGACGGGCGUCGCUCCGGACAGGCAGAAGGUGAUGUGCAAGGGCGCCACGCUGAAGGACGAGUGGAGUGUGAAGCUGACGAAUGGAAUGACUGUGCUGAUGAUGGGCUCCAAGGAGGAGGUGCCGUCGGAGCCUGUGGAGAAGACAAAGUUCAUCGAGGACAUGAACGAGUCGGAAUUGGCGGUGGCGAUGAAACUCCCCGCCGGACUGACCAAUUUGGGGAACACGUGCUAUGUGAACGCCACUGUGCAGUGCCUCAAGGGCGUCCCGGAACUCACUGAGGCUCUGAAGGCGUUCAAGGAGGAAAUGGCGUCCGGACUGGACUCCGCCAAGUCCAUCACUUGCGCCAUGAGGAGCGUCUUCAAUCAAAUGGACACGAACAACACCGUGACGCCAAUCAUUCUCCUGCAAACCCUUCAUCUGGCCUUUCCGCAGUUCGCGCAGACGGGAGAGAAUGGCGUUUACCGGCAGCAGGACGCCAACGAGUGCUGGAUUGAGUUGCUGAAGAUGCUGCAGCAGAAGCUGCCGCCACUGAAGGCUGACAGCGAGAAGGCCUGCAAAUUCCAGUCAUUCGUCGAGCAGUACAUGGGCGGAAGUUUCGAGAUUGAGAUGAAGUGCGACGAGGCGCCGGAGGAGCCAUCGAAUGUGUCCAAUGAGAAUUUCCUACAGCUCACGUGCUUCAUCUCAACGGAGGUGAAGUACAUGCACAGCGGAUUGCGUCUGCGGAUGCAAGAGCAGCUGACGAAGAAGUCCCCGAGUCUGGGGCGCGAUGCGCUGUACCAGAAGACGGCGCUGAUCAAUCGCCUGCCGGCCUAUCUCACUGUGAACUUCAUGCGAUUCCAGUACAAGGGCAAUCAGGGCAUCAAUGCGAAGGUGCUGAAGGACAUCAAGUUCCCCAUUGACUUCGAUGCCUUCGACUUGUGCUCAGCGGCGCUGAAGGAGAAGCUGAAUCCCAUGAGAAGUCGCUUCAAGGAGGUCGAGGAUGCCGCCCUGGAGGGACAGCUGAAGAAGGACAAGCCAGCGGCGGUGGCGGAGGAGGAGGAUGCGAACACCACGGAGGUGCCGUUCAGCUUCGAGGAAGACGUGGGCAGCAAUAACAGCGGAUACUACACGCUCAAGGCGGUGCUGACGCACCAGGGGCGCUCCAGCUCGUCUGGUCACUAUGUGGCGUGGGUGAGACAGAGCCGGGACACGUGGAUGAAGUUUGACGAUGAUGUUGUCACGCCGAUCACCACGGAGGACGUGCUGCGCCUGUCCGGCGGCGGAGACUGGCACUGCGCCUACGUUCUCAUCUAUGGGCCGCGCAUCCUGCGGAUCCCGAAGGAGUCAAAGGCCGCGGAAGGCUUGGCAGCGGCGGAGCCCAUGGUCACGGAGGAGACAUAAGCAAGACACUCUGAACACUCGGCGCAAUGCUUUUCCAUA